Emiliania huxleyi CCMP1516 is the source of this 942-nucleotide messenger RNA. RefSeq lists its product as hypothetical. NCBI's taxonomy places the organism in Eukaryota, Haptophyta, Isochrysidales, Noelaerhabdaceae. The transcript has a single exon. Gene Ontology annotation, biological process: proteolysis. The record is from RefSeq and is a predicted model, not a curated record. The coding region runs from base 1 to 942 and encodes 313 amino acids.
AUGUACCCGACCCACGCCACGCCCUACUCGCUAGCUCCUACGCCAGCCUCCGGCGAGGUGACUCGCUUCCCGCUCAAGCGGUCGGAGAGGACGAAUCAGGCCACGGGAGGGCGGAACGGGCGGGAUCGCUGCAUCCUGGCUCUCCGUCUCGUCCUCGCCGGCGCGCUCAUCGUCGCGGCGGCGACGCUCAACCUGUUGCUUGCCGAGCCCGCGACCAACGCGACGGAUUUCGCUGACGCCACGGUGCUCGUGACCGGCUAUCAGCCAUGGGGAAGCCUCACUCACAAUCCCGCAGCCGGAGUGGCCACUCGCCUCAACGGGACCCGCGUUGGAAGCUGCGUCAUUGAGUCGGUCUCGCUUCCGGUGAGCCGCGAGGGCGCUGAGUGGGCGGCGCGGCGGCUCGCCUCCUCCAACGGCCGUAUCGCUGCGGUCAUCCACUUGGGAUUCGAAUCUCGUGCAAAGGGCCUCAAGCUGGAGGUCGCGGCAUCCAACGUCGCCGCGCUCAGCAACGCCACCGAGCCGAGUGCCGGCCCCGGAAGCGUCGGCGACGCCGAGGGCGAUCGCCACGGGCGCUGCGACGCGAGUCCAGCCGACGAGAUCGAGCCGAGCGCGCCCUGCCUGCUCGCCUCCACCGCACCCCUCGACCUGAUAUCCCUGCCGCCCGCUGUCGAGGCGUGGUCGCGGGACGGCACGGUCUACGAAGCCUGGUCGCGCGACGCCGGCACGUUUUUCUGCAACGAGCAGUACUUCCGCACGCUGCUCGCGAUCCGCUCGCUGCGGCUCGCGCCGCCGCCUCCUCGCUCACGCCACAAGCUUCCGCCGCCAGAGGGGUCGCUGCUGCCCACGCUGUUUGUGCACCUGCCGCCCGAGGACCUCCACGAGGAGGCCGAGGUGGCCAAGGUGGUGCAGGCCAUCGCAGAGCGGAUGGUGUUGGGCCGGUGA